This is a messenger RNA of Cinara cedri, 7130 nucleotides long. The record is from the annotation of a GenBank genome assembly. Lineage: Eukaryota; Metazoa; Arthropoda; Insecta; Hemiptera; Aphididae.
AUGAUAUGGUCACCGCAAAGGAAUUGUAGAGUUGGAUCGAUGACGACCGAAGUGAUGGGUCAACAAAUGUCACCCGUGCUAGGUACGGCCGUCGGUUAAUUAUUGCCGGAACAAGGGCAAAAUCAAAAUUAACUCGAAAAUUAAGAACCUCAGUAAAUGUACCGCAAUAACCGAAAAUAGACGGCUAUAAGACCUGUUUGGAUUUGAAUAGUACUUACGCAACGUCCGGUUCGAUGGAAACGGAUGAAAAAUUCUUCAACGAUCAAACCAAAUUAUCACUUUCUGGAAGUCUGGUCUGCCAACGUCGGCGGCGGAAGCGUAUAAACAAAAAUGUUACGAUAUUAUCAACACUAGGAGCGGCGGCUGAGAAAAACAGUUAUGUCCCUGUCACAUACACAAACCAUACAUACAAACACGCACACACACAUACACCCAAACACAUUUAAUAUUAUAUUUUUUUAUCACAAUAAACAACACUAUCAGUGCGUAUAACGUAUUACCCCAGUUUGACCAACAUUAACAUUAUGCUAACCGAGAACAUUCUGGAUCAACGAAUGCGGUACGCCCUCCCACCAAGUGCUUGAUGAAGUUCAAGAUUUUUCGUUUGUCGUCCGCCAUGUGGUAGCAUCACAGAUUAUAAGCAAAUUAUUUAUUAUCUAUUAAAAGUUCGCACUGUGCACGUUAUCGACACUGUGUAGUGUCGCCAUCCGUUAUCUUCUGGUUCAAAUUUUGAUUUCUCAUUCCAAUUUUUAUCCAUUUCUCAUGGUGUUAUCCCUUUCUUCCCCGCACUGGCCGCACUACCAUAGUACCAUUAAAAACCCCUAGUAAAACAAAUGAUAAUUUAUUAUUAAUUACUUUUAUGAAAACCGUAAUUUUCAAUUUUGUUUUGUUUUUUAACUACGCUUCAAACCCAGUUUUGUCAUUAUAUGCAGUCUCAGAUUACGACAAUUCAUUCGUUGUGAUGACGUAGAUUAAGUGUCUUCAUAAAGGUCUAAAAAACCCCUUAAACAUUUAAAGGUGUAAAUCAUCAGCUUAGUUUAAACUCGGCGUUUAUGAAUUAAAAUUAAUAUUAUUUAAUAAUACCUUCUUGUGUUAGUAUUUUUAAUUUUAUGGGUAAUCAUUCUUAAAUACUUAUAUUAUUAUUAUUAUUUAUUAAAAAUGUUAGAUUAUCCUCAAGUCUAUCUUAUGAAUGUAUUUUCUAUUAUAAAAACAAUGACAUGCUCAAGUCUAUAUAAUGUUAAUAUUACAUUUUGUUGUUAUAUAGGUAUCAUAUAUAUCUAUUGUGGUAUUUAUUUAUUUUUUUGUACUUUCGAGUGAGUAGUAUUAAGAUUCAGUUUACCAAAAUGAUCAGAUUACAAAUGAAGUAUUUAUUUCUACUUGAUAAUAGUUUUGAAUACUAUCUAACACAAAUAUAAAUUAGACAAUAUGCUUAAUUAUUUAUGAAUUAUUAACAUAUUUUGAAUAUUUUAUAUUUUUUCAAUUUGUUGCAAUUUAUAUGAAUUGUACUAAUUAGUUAUUACAUAAUAUUGCCAUUAUUUCUAAAAAGUAUUUUCAUUUAAACUAAGAUAUUGAUCUAAAAUUUAAUUAACAUAAGGUUGAAAUUUAAUACAUUUUUAUUUUUACAAUUUUUAUAAUGUAAUACAAAUAUGAUGAUUUCACCAAAAUCUAGUUCAAGUUCUAAGACAAUAAUGCCUAAUGUUUUGAUAUUACAUAGUUAAUUAAUAAUAAAUUAUAUAUGUUUAGGUAAAAUGUUGGCAUCUUGUUCAAUAUGUGGUGAUGUUUUCACUGGGAUUCAUCCUGAAUCUGUUCAUACAACACCUUGUGGUCAUGUAUUUCAUUUUGAAUGUCUCAUGACAUGGAUUGAAAGGUAAAAUUAACUUACACAUUUAAUCAUUUUGUGUUUUGGGUACCAGUCUGGACCAUUUAUUAAAGAACUUUUUCAAUAAUUUUUAGCGAUUCUUAAUUUCCUAAUAACCGGUAUUAACCAGUUUUUAAUUACUGUUAAUAUGAAAUGAAAACACUGAAUACAGAACUGCAUCUUUUAUCAAUCUUUCUUAGAAUUGCUCACUUUUUCUCAAUUUAUUCAAUUUUAGCUUUUUAUUUUUUAUUCCUUUCUAAUAAUAUGUAUAAUGUUAUAAGGUAUUAUAGACAUAUUUUUUUUUUUUUUUGCCUAAGGCAUUUAAUUUUAGCUAUCAACAUCUGUUAAUCUAAUAUUAAGAAAAACAAAUUAUACUUCUACUACUUCACUUUAUCCAACAAAUGACAAACUAAUAUAAUCAUGUUCUAACUUAAACAUACAUGUUGGCGUUUAGAUUGAAAUUGGAAUUAAAUAAAAAUAAUUAAUAAUUGAUUUUUUUACGUUCUACUAUUUGUUUUUAAACUCCAAUUUCAACCUGAAUAUCAUAAUUAAUGUUUAAAUAAUGUGGUUUUACUAUGCUGUCCGUUAGUUAGUCUAAGACAGUAGACGGAGAACACCACUCUCUAGUGUCAUUUUAACACCAAUAGUGUUUCAAAAGGUAUAUAGCAAAUACCUAUUUACCAUUUAGUAAAAUAUUAUAUACCUAUAAAUAGUACAAAUCAAGCAAUCUCUAUUAUGAAUAAUUAUUUAUUAUAAGACAUUUAUUAAUUAUCUAUAAGUAUUAAGUUAGAAUUGUUGAACAAAUAGAUUAAAUCUUCUACUCUUUCACCUUUAUCUUAACUAUUUGAGUUUGGCCAUCUUCAUUCUAAACUUUCACUCAACCACUUCGCAUACACAAGGUGUCCUCAUAUUCUCAAUAGUAUCUAACCACCUUUUUUUGAUCUCACUGGUUCACAUCCUCAAGAAAGCCACUUAUUAUUGUUAGCUGUCUUGUAUUGUUCCUUCAAACUCAUAGUAUGUUUACUUCUACUUAUACUUAAUAGUGCAUUUUCUUCAAGUGCUUCUCUCCAUUCCUCAACCUUAUUGUGAAAUUAUUCCGGAUUUUCUUCUAUCAAAGCUAUACCAUCUGUAAACAGCAUGCACUAUGUUACUUCCCCUCACUUAUUGCCCCUGUACAUAUCUGAAAUGGAAAACCUUGUUUAAACUUUAUCAAACUGUUCGACAGAAUUUUGGCACUGGCUGUCUACCUGACACAAUCCCAUAUAUUGCUUCUUACAACAGAUAGAGAUACCUACUGUUACCUAACUUACCAUGGAAGUCAUUCAAUAUUUGUUUGUAAGAGGUCUUGAAAAACAAUAUAUAUUUCAAAGGUAUCUAUUAUUAGAUACUAAUUUUUUAAAUGACAUUUUAUUGAAAUUAUAUUAGUGUUUGGUAGACGCCCCUCUCCCCCAUAAACCCAUCACUAUGAGAAUAUUUUUGUCCCCUCCUCCAAGAAGAAUAUCAUAAGAAACUAAUAUAUAUAUUUAUUUUUGAAGUUUUUGUGCACUGUUUUUAAUUAUUAUUUUUAGUUAUAUAAAAUUGUUUAAUUUUUGAGCGUGUAUAUUUCUUUAAUAUUUAAAUAAUACUUGUAAUUUUAAUUAUAUAUUUUUAACUUUAGAUCAAAAACAUGUCCACACUGCCGCUCAAAAGUGACAGAAAAGCAAGUUAUUAAAUUAUAUUUUCAUAACAAUUCAAAUUUAAGUAUAAAAGAAGACAUAUCUUCACUGACACACCAGGUACAAAACCUUACAUUUCAAAAUACUCUCAAGGACCAAGAGAUAAAUAACUUAUUAAAGGAAACCAAAAAGGAAAAAGAACAAUUGAUUUCAUUAAAGUAAAAUUAAUAAAUUAAUAAUUUGCUAUAUUUUAUGAAAUAAAUAAUAAAUAAUAUUUAUAGGAAACAUAUUAAAGAGGCAGAAGACAAAUUACGAAGCCAUCAAACAAUUGUUUCUAGUUUGCAAGAAAAUAUUCGUUUCCUAAAAUCUGAAUGCAAAAAAUCAACUUGUUAUAAACUUGAAGCUGAAGAAUUAAAAAAAAACUUACAAAAAUAUCAAUCGUAAGAUACAAUAAAUUUUUUUAGAUUUUGAUCUCUACGUUUUUAUAAUAUUUCAUUGAGUAACAGUUAAUUUUUAAUUACCUAUAUAAAAAACAUAUAUUUUAAAAAGGAUAUUCCGAAUAUUUAAAUUAGUAUUGUGAAAAUUUUAUAAAAUUCAAAGAACUUACAGAAUUUGAAUUUUUUAUUCUAUUCAGGAUGGUUUUUCUAAUAAAAUGAUUGUUGCUUAAAAAAAAAAUUAACCCUUAAAUAUCCUACAGUUUUGAUUUUUAAAUUUUUAAUAGUUACAUGUUUAAUUUAAUUUAUAGAAUAAACAAAAUAUUAUAUGGAUCACCUGCAGAUUCUCAAGAAGCAGUAAGUUUGUUAAAGAAAAAGACUGAUAUUCAAACUUUAUGUUUGCUUAUAACCUCUUUUAAAAGGUAAAAUAUAGAUAAAUAUAAAUUAUAAAAGCAAUUUAAUUUAUUAUUUAUUAUUUUUAGAGAAAUCCUUACUUUAAAAGACAGUAAUAAUGAUUUGGAAAAAAAAUUUUCACUUCGUAUCUCCAAGUAUAUGGAACUUAAGAGACUAGUGUCUGAUUUAAAUUCAAAAGAAUCUAUGAAUAUACGAGUAAUGGAGUAUGUAAUUUUCAUACUAAUAUUUUUAUUUUGUUUUUUAUGUACUUAUUAUUUAUAGUAUGUUAUUUGGAUUAUGAAAUAUUUAAAAUACAUAAAUAUUACAUACAAAAAUUUAACUGUUAUAUUAUUUCCUUACUAAUAGUGAUUUGUAGAAUAGUAUACAGUAUACUUUUAUUAUAUAAUAUUAUGUACAUAAUAAUGUACCUAUUUAUACAAAGUGACCAAUAUAACAUAAUAAAAUAUGUAUUUUUUUGAAAUUCAAGGAACAAGCCACUCUAAAAUAUUACAUUACCCUUAUUUUUGGGGUCGGAACUGUUUUAAAAUGUCAUGUAGUGGAUUAUAAUUUUGUAUUGUAUGAUCAGUUAAUAGUAUUUUGAUAUUUACCUUUAAUAGUCAGUAUACCUAGAAUUUGGCAAUUGAAUCUAUCGUAUUAACCUAUUUUUUAUAAAGCUUUUAAUUAAGGAAAUUUUUUUUUUUACUUAUACUGUAUUUAUGUUGAUCUUUUUUUUUUUUAUUGAGAAUAAUGAAAUAUUUAUUUUAAAUUCUAUGCAGAGCAAGGAAUGUAUUUGUUUAUUAUAAUUUUACUUUUUUCUCUGAUAAAUUGUCUUUAAUUUUGCAUUUUGGAAAUUAUUAUUGUAAAUUCCUUAGAUUUUCACUCAUUAUGAAGAAUAAACAACUAAUAUAAUAAAACUGGGUUUUGCUUUUUGUUGUAAUUUAGUUAGAAAUAAUCAUAAAGACCUGUAAUUUUCACCAAGUGCUAAAAUUAAUAUUUUCUAAAAUUCUAUCAUUUUUUUUCGGCUCAUAAAAAUAAAUGAGUUUUAUUAUUUAAAGUACAAACGAUUUUUAAUUCAAGUUUAAUCAAGUUCAUAGCUGUAUUUUGUUUGCAAUGAGUUAAUACUGCAUUUUUGAUUUUAAUUGUAUUAUCUUGUUUCAAUUUUCCACCGUACAUAUACAACAGUGGUUUUCAAAGAAUAAUAUUAUAUAAUACUAAUCUAUACGAGGACCAAAGAGAUAGUUAGAAUUGUGGUUUACACGCUUGGUUUAGGUAAAAUUAAAUUUGAUAUUUGUAAAUCUUAAAUUAAAUUAUGAUUAAAGCUUUAACCAUAACACAUUAUUUUAUUGUUUUCAAAAUGAAAUAUAUUAUGACUAACAUUUUUUUUUUUUUUGUAAACUAGUCACCUCAUUUUAAUUAAAUAAGUUUUAGUAUAGAUAUGCGAUAGCUUCUCUUAAUUCAUUUUGUUCAAUAAUUGAAUAUUUGUGAAGCUAGAAUUCCUAAGUUUUAAUUUGACCAUCCAGAAUAGGGGCACUAAGGCUGUUAUUAUAAACUAUCAGCACACUUCUAUUAAUUUAAUAAACUUUUAAUUAAUAAUUAUAAAUAAAUGUAUAAUGUGUUGUAUAUUUAUAGUUAUUAUUUUUUAGGAAAUUGAAAUCAGAAAUUUCUGACCUUGAAGCAGAAAUUGUUAGACUCAAAAAAAAAUGUGAGCAUUUAGAGUCUAUUCAAGCAAAUGAUAAUACUCCAAGAAGAAAUGAAAUACGUAAAAGACUAAUACAUGAAAGUCCAGCUCCUGAAAUGUUAAAUACACCAGUUCUAGAAGAAGUACAUAAAGUGGUAUACUUAUUAAUUUUUGUAAUAUAUUUAAACAUUACUGUGAGAAUACUUGCAAUAAAUCACUGUAAGACCUAAUCAAUAGCAUGGAAAAUAAAUAUAUUUUAAUCCCUAAAAUAUUAGUUUACACAAAUUAUUUGUUUGUUUUUUUAGGAUUCAAUGUCAACUGUGCAUUCUCUAGAAAAUGCAGUUACCAGUUCAUCACAGUUAAAUGGACAAUUAAAGCCAUAUAAUUUAAAUAAUAAAACUGAAGAAACAUUAUCUCAAUGUGUAAAUAUAAUUAUCUAAAAAAAAAAAACUUCCUAUUUUAAAUUAAAUUGUAUAUAAUUUAAUAACUUAUCACUUUGUUAUUUUAUUUAGGUGAGUACAUUUAUGCCUAAAAGCCCUCGACGACCAGUUGGGCUAAUAAGAAAACCAGUAACUACAAAAUUUAUAAGUACUAAUUAUGCAGCAUCAAAAUCUAUAGAUUCAAUGAGUAGUUCAGAAGAAGAAAUGUACGAUGGACUUGGUGGUCGAUCAAAACCAGAUACCUAUCCUAGUCCUCGUCUGAAACCUUUAACUAAAAAGCGGAAAUUGGUUGCUAAUUUAAAAAAAAAAAAACCAGCUCCAAUUGGUAAUAAAACUUUGGAUAGUUUUUUAUCUGCUGAAAUUCUUUAAUGUUGUAUAAUGAUAAUAAUAAUAAUAAUUCUAUUCUUACUAACUACAAAUAUAAUAUACAAAUAAUUUUCAUAUAGUAUUCAAAUCUUAAUUAAUAUUACAAUUCCUAUAAAUAAUUCAAUGCAAUUAUUUUUUUUUAAUUAUAUGUGUUGUAUUAAUAAAUUACUAUUAUUAAGAAUUAAGGGUAUGAAAUAUUGAGUUUUAAAUUUGUAUGCAUAAAAUGUUCAUUAAUAAUAUAAAUACUAUUGUUGACUUGACAAGACGACCUUGUGAUACUUUUGUACUAGGCUCCUAUAAAACGAA